Messenger RNA from Centruroides sculpturatus (bark scorpion), 1283 nucleotides. Its product is annotated as beta-glucuronidase-like. NCBI's taxonomy places the organism in Eukaryota, Metazoa, Arthropoda, Arachnida, Scorpiones, Buthidae. Gene Ontology annotation, molecular function: carbohydrate binding; beta-glucuronidase activity. The transcript is spliced from 6 exons. The record is from RefSeq and is a predicted model, not a curated record. Bases 492 to 1268 code for a protein of 258 amino acids. Gene Ontology annotation, biological process: carbohydrate metabolic process; glucuronoside catabolic process.
AACUGUAUUACCGACAACUUUAAUUUACAUUACUAUGUAUAGUUUGAGUCAUGACUCUAAAGGAGUUGCAGAAGAAAUUUGAGAUUAAGGAGAAAAUAUAAAAUAUGUUUCCAAACUUGAAAUCUCUUAAAUAAAAAGUUACACUAAUUACAGAAUUAAGAUUAGAAGGCCUCACUGACGAUCAGCAUCUAAAUCUAAACUCCUAAAUUUCAGUUUCAAAUGUACCGGACACUUGAUGCAUUCAGCAAAGAUUAUCAAAAGAAUUCAGAUAAACACCUAAUUAUAUUAAAAUUCAAAAUGGGAAUAGAUUAUUCUAUGGGUAUAAACAUAAGAAAAGAAAUGCAAAAGUGGUUAACUAUUUCUAAUUUUUUCUUUCUUAGAUUUCUCUUACAGUUAAUAACGUUACCGAUGUAUAUCAUCAACCUAUUGGAAUUAGAACAGUAAAAGUAACGAAUACUUCAUUUUUAAUUAAUAAUAAACCAUUUAGAUUUAUGGGUUUUGGAAAGCAUGAAGAUGCAAAUAUUCGCGGAAAAGGUCUCGAUUUUCCUCUUAUCAUCAAGGAUUUUAAUUUAAUUAAAUGGAUAGGUGCUAAUGCAUUUAGAACAUCCCAUUAUCCGUAUUCAGAAGAAAUGAUGGAUCAAGCGGAUGCUCAAGGAAUAGUAGUUAUCGACGAGUGUCCAGCAGUUGGUUUAGAUCGCUUCAACUCUGAGUUAUUAAAACUUCAUUUGGCUGAAAUAACAGAAUUAAUUCAGAGAGACAAGAAUCGUCCUUCGGUUGUCAUGUGGUCUGUUGCUAAUGAACCUCAUUCGACAGAAGCAUCUUCUGAAGAUUAUUUUAGGAAAGUGGUGCAGCAUACUAAGAAAUUGGAUUCUAUCAGACCUGUUACAGUAGCAUUGAGUGCAGAUUUUAAUUCAGAUAAAAUUGGUCAGUUUCUGGAUGUAAUUAUGAUAAACAGAUAUUAUGGAUGGUAUAGUGAUAUUGGUCAUACCGAAGUUAUUGUCAAACAGUUACUGUAUGACGUGACAAGUUUUCAUAAGAAAUAUUUAAAACCAGUUAUGAUAAGUGAAUAUGGAGCUGAUACUAUUGCUGGACUCCACAUUGACCCAUCAUAUGUUUUCACUGAAGAUUAUCAAGUAGAAUUUAUAAUUCAGUAUCACAAAGGAUUUGAUUUAUUAUAUCAGAAAGGAUUUUUUGUUGGUGAAUUAAUAUGGAAUUUUGCUGAUUUCCUCACUAGUCAAAGUAAGAGUUUAAAUAGUAUAAAUUUAUAGUAGGAACUAAGUGUU